Melanotaenia boesemani (Boeseman's rainbowfish) is the source of this 1175-nucleotide messenger RNA. RefSeq lists its product as uncharacterized. The record is from RefSeq and is a predicted model, not a curated record. The coding region runs from base 1 to 1125 and encodes 374 amino acids. The transcript has 3 exons. NCBI's taxonomy places the organism in Eukaryota, Metazoa, Chordata, Actinopteri, Atheriniformes, Melanotaeniidae.
AUGAGGGUUUUAAUAAACAAAGUGGUUUAUCUGAAAACUCUGGACCUUCCCAAGGCCCAAGUGGAGCUUAUGCCAACUGUCCAGUACGGCCAAGCAUCACAUGAAGGACACAACUUUGGGUCAGGCGUUGUCUCAAGUGGAGCAAUUGAGAUCAUUGACACAGUCGAGCCAUCCCAGCAGCAGCCAGGACCUUCCUCCGCUUUCCAGUAUGGUACGUUGAAUCUUCCCUCGCCGCAUGGUGGAGAUGGGGUUAAGUCAGGUAAUGGCUUAUACCGUGUACCAGGGAUGUAUUACUCAUCCAAGCCAUCCCAUGAAGGGCCAGGCUCUAAUCCCCAUAUUAAGUGGGAUGCUCCCCUUGGCUCUACACAGAGUUCUCACAACUUGAACAAACAAAUGACUGGUCCUAGACCAGUUGCUGCUGGAUAUAGCACCAUAAGACAGCAGUCUGGCCAACAGGCUAAUCCGGUACAGCAGCCAGCUUCCUCCAGUGGUCACAUCCCCCAGACCAAAGCUGGUAUGUGGAAUCUUCCCUCACCGCAUAGUGGAGAUGGAGUUAGGUCAGGUAAUGGCUUAAACCGUGUUCCAGGGAUGUAUUCCUCAUCCAAGCCAUCUCAUGAAGGGCCAGGCUCUAAUCCCCAUAUUAAGUGGGAUGCUCCUCUUGGCUCUACACAGAGUUCUCACAACUUGAACAAACAGACUGGUCCUAGACCAGUUGCAUCUGGAUAUAGCACCAUAAGGCAGCAGUCUGGCCAACAGGCUAAUCCGGUACAGUGGCAGCCAAGCUUGCCUGCCAAACCACAGCCAGCCACCUCAGAUGUUCACAUCCUCCAGACCAAUGCUGGUAUGUGGGAUCUUCCUGCACCAUUCAGUGCCAAGAAGCAGCUCAGUGCUACUCAGGUGAAUACCCUACCAAAACCAUACCAGAAGCAACCAGGCUCCCUGAAAACUAUAGUACAACAGGUGAAAGGCGGUGUGCGGGAUGAUGCCCCUCGGUCAAGCAGACGGCUGAAUGUUGAGACACAGAAUUCUAAACCAGUUCCUGUAGCAUCACUCUACAACUAUGAAGGCCAGCGGCCGCAGCUGAGGUCCAUGCACAACAGAAAUCGUCAACCUCUGGCACUUUAACUGUUCUUGACCUUCUGUUGCUGGCCAUCUUAAUUCAAUAAACAACUGCA